This is a messenger RNA of Amorphotheca resinae ATCC 22711, 2130 nucleotides long. RefSeq lists its product as hypothetical. NCBI's taxonomy places the organism in Eukaryota, Fungi, Ascomycota, Leotiomycetes, Helotiales, Amorphothecaceae. The record is from RefSeq and is a predicted model, not a curated record. The coding region runs from base 1 to 2130 and encodes 709 amino acids. The transcript has 3 exons.
AUGUCUUUGGAGGCCAUACUGGAGGAGGAGCGAAGAGAGGUUUUAGCACUGUUGGAAGCGACCAGAGCAACCCCAAGGCAGCGAUCCAGAGGCUCUUCGGCCUCUGCAGCAUCAGGACAAGCACUUCCCCCCCGGGCGAACCCUCGAUCUCCGGUGAAAAGCAUGCUCGACAUUGAAGAUGAUUGGAGCCCCUGGCAUUCUCCGAUGCGUGGAAUAAACGGCGGGAUUACGAGUUCACGGCCUUCGGCACCCAUUCGCAGUAUGCUCGACGUGAGCGGUUCACAACCAGCGGCAGUGGCAUCGAUAAGGAGUAGGCAGGCGUCACCAAUGUCAGCAAAUCACAGAGCAGCUAUAGCGCCGAACACGCAACACAGAAGUCUAUCCGAUGCGGCCUCCCGUCCAGCAGCGAAUUUCGGUCCAAGGGCACGGGGUUUGAACCCUGCGUCCGCGUAUCAGUUUUCUGGAUUUUUGUUAAACAACCCUGGAGAUCCCGUUGUGCCCAAGCCUAACACUCAAGCUGGAAAGAAGAAGAUCUCUCCGAAGGCGAUGGCGGAGGCAAUGAGAGGAGAACUGAGUUCUUUCGUAGCCCGUGACAGAGAAAAGAGGCACUCCAUUGCAGGCACGGAAAUCAGCAGCACCGCAAAUUCCAAAUCGCCACAGAACCGUCUAGUGCGGCGUUCCAGUUCUCCCCUGUCGAGAAUGCUAAAUUCGGACUCAAGCAGAUUUGUACUGAAUGAUGGCAGAGUCAUCGAUAUGACCAGCGCCUAUCAACGUUUAUCGGAUGCAAAACUUGCUCUAUCAGCGGGUGAUCUUUCAUCCCUGCCUGAGAAAACUCGACGGCGGCGAACAGACAGUGCAAAUGCCAUUGGCCUGCAGGGUGCUAGGCUGGAGCAGGAUCACACUCCGCCUGAGGGAGAAGAUGCCAUGGUGGAUAGUAGUGAUGGUGAGGACCGAAGCUCAGAUGAUGAGCGGCAGCGAGGAAGAAGGAAGGAAGGAAGAGAUACUGACGUCGACGCUGCCGAUGCUGAGAGCAAGACCGUCGGCACGGAUCAAGCAAAGGACUUAAGGUCGGCCUUGAUCCUGACGACCACACCUGAAACGGACCAUCAGGGGCUUCCUGCUCAAAGAAUCGAGAAAUACAAAGUUCGUUCUCUAUUGGAGCCCGAGAUUACAAUUACGGGACCUCCAGGAGACAAGCUGAAAUCAUCCAAACCUGGAGUCCAUCCUAUCACAAGCUUUGAUGAGGGGGCUUCUGAUCUUAAUACACUAGUAGAUUCAGAUGCCGAAGCUGAUCUUACAGAUAUCAAACGUGCCCAAAAGCUUUCAGUCAACAUGACCUCUAUCGUAUCUACCCCAGCCACUAGCCGCUCCGUGAGGACCAUUUACCGCGGCGAUUUUGCAAAAAUGCAACAAGAAGCCCGCGAUAAUCAACGUAGAGUCAGGAAAUAUCUGGUAGCAACAGAUCUCAGCGAUGAGGCUGCCCAUGCUUUGGAAUGGACAGUUGGAACUGUCCUGCGCGAUGGGGAUACUCUACUUGCUAUCUACUGCGUUGAUGAGGAGCUUGGGAUUGUCCCUAACGAAGCAAGCGGGGACGAUUCCCAACUUAAAGAGCAGGCUGCCGCGAUCGCAGCGUCAGCAAGACCCCUUAACACUACACCCGUGCUUGCUCCAGCCCUAACAUCAACUCCGUCAUGUGCUGGCUUCAGAUUGGAAUCUCAUAGUACCAGUACGAGCCCACAGGGGAGGGAAAGAGACAAGGCUGAACAGGAGCGCCACAGAGCUGUACAGGACAUCACCGAUAGAGUGUCGAGAUUGCUAAGGAAGACCAAGCUGCAGGUCAAGGUUGUGAUUGAGGUCAUACAUUGCAAGAGCCCGAAGCAUUUGAUAACAGAGGUCAUCGAUUAUAUUAGCCCUACCCUAGUGAUUCUAGGGAGCAGGGGACGGAGUGCUCUCAAAGGCGUCAUUCUAGGCUCCUUCUCCAAUUAUCUUGUCACCAAAUCCUCAGUUCCUGUCAUGGUAGCCCGCAAACGUCUCCGCAAGCACAGCAAGUACAAGCGCCCCUCAAUCAGAUUGGCCAACAAUCUUGAAAACCCGGCUGUGAGGAGUCUGGCAUCCGCCAAGAUUGACUGA